AUGGAGAUCUGCAGCCGGGAGUUCGGGCAAGAUUUUUUAGCACUCACUUUGAUUCUGAUGCUGCUAAAUAAUUCUUCUAGCAAGAGUCUGAACGCCACCAUCUGUAGAUGGCAGACGACAACUCAAAGUCAUUCAUAUAGUCAGACAGAUGAGAUUAUCAUUGGUGAAUUUGUAUCUCUUACACUUGUUAAAGUGAUUCCGCCUGGGUUUGUUGAAAAUCCAGUUUCCUCCUAUAAUGGCGCGGUGAUCCCUAAAAACUACCAGCAUGUCCUUGCUUUUGUUUUUGCCAUGAGUGAGAUCAAUAAAGAUGCCAAGUUAUUACCCAACAGCACACUGGGAGCCAAAAUCUAUGACAAUGCUUUCAAUGCAAUAAGGACUUACUGGACCACUCUGGAUCUGCUAUUCAGAGGACUGAGGAAUCCUUCUACUUACAAAUGUAACAGGAGAGAGGAACCCAUGGCUGCCCUUGGUGGGAUCAACUCCCAAACAUCCAUCCAGAUGGCCAACAUCUUAAAUAUCUUCAAGAUUCCACAGCUCAGCUAUGGCUCCUUUGAUCCAGUGCUGAGUGACAAAAUUCAGUUCCCUUCUUUCUACCAGAUGGUCCCAAAUGAAGAUCCUCAGUAUGUCGGGAUUGUUGGGCUGCUCAAGCAUUUUGGAUGGAACUGGAUUGGCCUCAUUGUUUCAGAGGUUGACAGCGGAGAAACUUUCCUUCAGACCCUCAGACCAAGGCUCCUGCAGAACACUAUCUGCAUUGCUUGGACUCAAGUGAUCCCAACAGUGACACCACAUUUACCAAAUAAGAUAAUCCAAGAAAAAUUGCUCCCAAUUAGUAAUACCCUCUUUUUGAGUGACAUCAAUGUGAUCCUUGUGUAUGGGGAUGGUCAGUCUGUGGAGGGUUUUCGAAUGGUUUUGUAUUCAGCUGAGUUCUUUAAAAAGCGCCCAUUGGAAAGGCUUCACUCUUUUCUCAGGAACAUCAGAUUUAACAAUAGUGCAAAGGAAGAAAUAUCCUUCGAUGAGAAGUGGGACCUUGCAAGUGGAUUUGAUAUCAUCAACCUGGUCACAUUUCCCAACCAAUCCUUCCAGAGAGUCCGAGUUGGAGAGAUGGACCCUCAAGCUCCUGCAGGCAAAGAGUUCAAAAUCAAUGCAAGUGCUGUUACAUGGAACCCCAAGUUUAAGCAGUUGGUUGUGAGAAUUAGGUCCAGUAAGCCCCAGUCCUCAACACCCCCUGAAAAGAUAGAGCAAGUGAAUGCAGACCAAUGUGAGAAGUGCCCAGAAGAUCAGUAUCCAAACAAGAACCAGGAUCAGUGUAUUCCUAAAGACAUAAGUUACUUAUCCUAUGAGGAGCCUUUGGGGGCAGUUCUUGUUUCCUCGGCUCUUUUCCUUUCUGUAAUCACAGUUGUGGUGUCGUGGAGCUUCAUUCAACAUCAAAAUACUCCCAUCGUCAAAGCCAACAACUGGAGCAUCACGUGUGCCCUGCUCUGCUCUCUGCUGCUCUGCUUCCUCUGCUCCUUCUUGUUCAUUGGGAGGCCUGGGAUGGUGACCUGCCUUCUGAGGCAAACUGUGUUUGGCAUUGUCUUCUCCAUUGCAGUUUCUUGUGUGUUGGCCAAAACCAUCACUGUGGUUUUGGCCUUCAUGGCCACAAAGCCCGGAAACAGAAUGAGAAAAUGGGUUGGGAAGAGGCUGGCUUUAUCAGUCAUCAUUCUCCCUUCUCUUAUUCAAGCUGGUAUCUGUGCAGUGUGGUUGGUAAUCUCUCCCCCCUUCCCAGAGUUUGACAUGCACUCCCACAUUGGGCAGAUCAUAGUGCAAUGCAAUGAAGGCUCAGUCAUCAUGUUCUACCUUGUCCUGGGCUACAUCAGUUUUCUUGCUAUCGUCAGCUUCACUGUGGCUUUCUUUGCCAGAAAGUUGCCCGAUACUUUCAAUGAAGCCAAGCUGAUCACCUUCAGCAUGUUGGUCUUCUGUAGUGUUUGGGUGUCCUUUGUGCCCACCUACCUAAGCACCAAGGGGAAAUACAUGGUGGCCGUGGAGAUCUUCUCCAUCUUGGCCUCUAGUGCUGGCUUAUUAGGUUGUAUCUUUCUUCCCAAAUGCUACAUUAUUAUAUUUCAACCUGAGUUAAACACUAGGCAGCAGUUGGUGAGGAAAAAGAAUGAACAGCUUUGA
Messenger RNA from Elgaria multicarinata webbii, 2157 nucleotides. Its product is annotated as vomeronasal type-2 receptor 26-like. Gene Ontology annotation, cellular component: plasma membrane. Bases 1 to 2157 code for a protein of 718 amino acids. Gene Ontology annotation, molecular function: G protein-coupled receptor activity. Gene Ontology annotation, biological process: G protein-coupled receptor signaling pathway. Lineage: Eukaryota; Metazoa; Chordata; Lepidosauria; Squamata; Anguidae. The record is from RefSeq and is a predicted model, not a curated record. The transcript has 6 exons.